AUGCAGUCCAUUCGACGAGCUGUGAGGAUUGGCACGGGCGUCAAGUCUGACGUCGGCAAGGGCCUCGUUGCAGACCAGGCGGGCUUCACGGGCGGCGCGGCACCGAGCGCUGCCGACGCGAGGCUCAGAACCAAGGCGAAGUGGGCCAACAUCGUUGCGGCGCUGACGAUGGCGUGUGUCGCCUUUGAGCACCUCUUCACCGGCCAAGGGCAAGGCGCCGACCACUGCAACCCGCUGCUGCUGCGGACGGUGAUGGGCUGGCUCGGCGUGCUUGGCACUCUCGUUCUGGGUGCCGAGCUCGGUCUCUCCGCCGUCUUGAGGAACAUCCAGGUGCUGCAGCACCGAUCCGGCCGCGCCUUUCUCCUCCUCAUGUGCGGCACCAUCGGAAUGGCGGCCGCGCCGGUCGAGCUGCCGAUGGCGGCAACAGGCUACGCGUACACCGAGGGCGCCUUCGUCGUCUCGAUGCAGUACAGCUUCCUCAUCGCGGGCGCUCUCUGCCUGCUGGCCGCUGGCUACUCGAUCAAUGCCUCGCUCUCCCUCUCCCUGCCCCGCCUCGCGGCCAAGGUCCACGGGCAUAUCAAGCCGGCCGAUGAGGCGGCCCUGCUAGAGGAAGGGGCUCGCCAGCAGCCCGCCGCCGCUGCCGCGCAGGCCGGCGCGCCAGGACCAGCCGACGGCGAAUCGCCGGCGGCGGCGACGGAAGACUCUCCGGCGACGCAGCGAGGCGCGGAGAUGCAGCAGGCGAGCGCUGUGACAUAUUGUUUUCGAUUUGCCGAUACCCAUGAGACCAGCCACGCCGCGCCCUCGGGCGCCUCCACCGCCGCCCUCAGCCACGCCGCUACGACCGUCGGAGACGUCAACUCCGCCGUCACAAGGAGGGCCCGGCGCACAACCCCCCUCUUUUAA
Messenger RNA from Emiliania huxleyi CCMP1516, 903 nucleotides. RefSeq lists its product as hypothetical. The record is from RefSeq and is a predicted model, not a curated record. The transcript has 4 exons. NCBI's taxonomy places the organism in Eukaryota, Haptophyta, Isochrysidales, Noelaerhabdaceae. Bases 1 to 903 code for a protein of 300 amino acids.